GUUCGCUCCGGAGGUUGCCGAGCGCGGACUGCCUGUACGGAGAUUGCCGAAGAGGGCUCCGGAGAUAGCCGAAGGAGGCUGAGGUCAGCGGCGGAGAGGCCCGAGGCCGCCGCCGCAGAGGCCGAGGCGGAGCGCAGCCGUCCCGCGGCGCCGCCGCCCGUCCCGCGCCAGCACCAUGCUUCGACUGCUUGCCGUACCCAGGACCUUAGCUGGGGUCACCCAGUCCUCCAGAGUAUGUGGGCGUACAACUGCAACAGCAGCCAGCAACCAAAUAGAGGUGUUUGUGGAUGGCCAUCCUGUUUUGGUGAACCCUGGAACUACAGUCCUGCAGGCCUGUGAAAAGGCUGGAGUUCAGAUACCUCGUUUUUGUUACCAUGAUCGUCUCUCUGUUGCUGGAAACUGUCGGAUGUGUCUUGUGGAAAUAGAGAAAGCUCCAAAGCCAGUUGCUGCUUGUGCCAUGCCAGUUAUGAAGGGCUGGAAUAUACUGACAAACUCUGAGAAGUCCAGGAAAGCAAGAGAGGGUGUAAUGGAGUUUCUGCUGGCAAAUCACCCAUUGGACUGUCCUAUCUGUGAUCAGGGUGGAGAAUGUGAUCUACAGGACCAGUCAAUGAUGUUUGGCAGUGAUAGGAGCAGAUUUAGAGAGAGCAAACGUGCUGUGGAGGACAAGAACAUUGGCCCCUUAGUCAAAACCAUCAUGACUCGGUGUAUACAGUGCACUCGGUGCAUCAGGUUUGCUAGUGAGGUUGCGGGGGUAGAUGACUUGGGAACAACCGGAAGAGGAAAUGAUAUGCAAGUUGGUACUUACGUUGAGAAAAUGUUUAUGUCUGAGUUAUCAGGAAAUAUUAUUGACAUCUGCCCCGUUGGUGCUCUUACCUCCAAGCCAUAUGCCUUUACUGCACGCCCGUGGGAGACAAGGAAGGUAGAGUCAAUUGAUGUUCUUGAUGCAGUUGGAAGCAACAUUGUAGUGAGCACGAGAACUGGAGAAGUGAUGAGAAUUUUGCCAAGGCUGCAUGAAGAUAUCAAUGAGGAAUGGAUUUCUGACAAAACCAGGUUUGCUUAUGAUGGUCUGAAGCGUCAGAGACUUACUCAGCCAAUGAUCAAAAAUGAGAAAGGAGUAUUCGUUUAUGCCUCAUGGGAGGAUGUAUUGCCUCGUGUUGCUGGUGUGCUCCAGUCAGUGGAAGGUAAGGACAUAGCAGCAGUUGUAGGAGGGCUGGUGGAUGCAGAAGCACUAAUAGCUCUGAAAGACCUACUGAAUAGAAUGAAUUGUGAUACACUCUGCACUGAAGAGAUCUUUCCUACUGCUGGAGCUGGCACAGAUUUACGCUCCAACUACCUGCUGAAUACCAAGAUUGCAGGGGUGGAGGAGGCAGAUGUCCUCCUCCUGGUUGGCACCAAUCCACGCUUUGAGGCACCGCUUUUUAAUGCUAGAAUUCGAAAGAGCUGGCUUCACAAUGACUUGCAAGUGGCCCUUGUCGGCUCUCCUGUGGAUUUGACCUACAGAUAUGAACAUCUGGGAGAGUCCCCACAGAUACUUCAGGACAUUGCUUCUGGCAAACAUGCCUUCUGCAAGGUCCUUGACAAUGCCAAAAAGCCAAUGGUGGUGGUGGGCAGUGCAGCCCUGCAGCGCGGUGACGGAGCUGCCAUCCAUGCUGCUGUUUCCACCAUUGCACAGAAUGCCAGGGCCAGGAGCGGUGCUGGUGCUGAUUGGAAAGUCAUGAACAUCCUGCACAGGGUUGCAAGCCAAGUUGCUGCUUUGGACCUGGGUUUCAAACCAGGAGUGGAGGCAAUUAGGAAAAAUGCUCCCAAAGUAUUGUAUCUCUUGGGAGCAGAUUCUGGUUGUAUAACACGUCAAGACUUGCCAGAGUACUGUUUUAUCAUCUAUCAAGGGCAUCAUGGGGAUGUGGGAGCUCCCAUGGCUGAUAUUAUUCUCCCAGGAGCAGCAUAUACAGAGAAAGCAGCCACAUAUGUGAAUACUGAAGGUCGGGCCCAGCAGACAAGAGUAGCAGUAACACCUCCUGGGAUGGCAAGGGAAGACUGGAAAAUUAUUAGAGCUGUCUCUGAGUUGGCUGGUUUGACCUUGCCUUACGAGAACCUCGAUCAAAUACGGAAGCGUUUAGAAGAAGUAUCACCCAAUCUGGUUCGAUACGAUGAUGUGGAAGAAGCAAACUACUUCAUCCAGGCAAAUGAAUUGGCAAAGUUAGCAAAGCAACAGCUUCUUGCUGAUCCUCUUGUUCCACCUCAGCUCACAAUAAAAGACUUCUAUAUGACAGAUUCCAUCAGUAGAGCAUCCCAGACAAUGGCCAAGUGUGUGAAAGCUGUUGUUGAAGGUGCCCAUGCUGUAGAAGAGCCAUCCAUCUGCUAGAGACUAAUCAGACUUCCACCACCUUCCUCUAGGUUUUUGUUGCAGUUAAAGCUGUGACUGAUACAUUUUUUUUCAAAAUCUAUUUGACAGGCUGUUGUAUUUUUUUUUCUUCCUUCAUUCACAUUUUCAUCGCUUCAAAUAGCCCCAUCAUACUAUAGGACUGUUGUUGUGUCUGAGGCAACAUGCAGCACUCAACUUACUGUACCCAGAGGCAGGGUACAUGAUGAUUGUAUACAAAUAAAUUAUAAAUACCAAGCCACCCCA
This is a messenger RNA of Vidua chalybeata, 2626 nucleotides long. It is a transcript of the gene NDUFS1, whose product is annotated as NADH:ubiquinone oxidoreductase core subunit S1. Gene Ontology annotation, cellular component: membrane. Gene Ontology annotation, molecular function: iron-sulfur cluster binding; NADH dehydrogenase (ubiquinone) activity. NCBI's taxonomy places the organism in Eukaryota, Metazoa, Chordata, Aves, Passeriformes, Viduidae. The transcript has 19 exons. The record is from RefSeq and is a predicted model, not a curated record. Bases 176 to 2362 code for a protein of 728 amino acids. Gene Ontology annotation, biological process: ATP synthesis coupled electron transport.